UUUUAAGUCGCGGUUCCGCAACUGAUGCUACUUUCAAGUUGCAAGGUAACGAUAUGACUCUUCUAACAUAGUUGAAUUGAGAGAAUAUUUUUAACUAGCAACUGUUUUAGCCAAAUUAUUAGCUAACAACGUUCACAUAAAAACGCAGGAAGAUAUACGGAAAUUUGUACAAGCAAAUAUGUAUUACGUUAAGCCGCGCCGCAACUAGCUGAUAGCCGUAACUGUACAGGGCAAUGCAGGACGUUUUUAAAAACUUGGAAGGCACCGCACAGUUGUUGGCUGUGGCCCAGAGCGAGUUUGUCUCAUGUUGGGAUGACCGUGCUGUGGAAAGAGCUUUUCAAUGGACAGGUUACUGUGAGCACAUUCACACCAGGUUUAAUGAAAACCAAGACAUCAGAAAAGCCCUGGAAAAUAGACUACAGAUGAUUAACGAACGACUGAGAACCACGUUUAUGGAAUACCGAGAUUUGACUUUUUCUGAUCUGGCACAGUGUCAGAGCAUAUUACUCAUGAAUCUGCUGAAGAAUCCAGCAAUUUCCAGCUCGGUGGCUAAACUACUUUUUGACAGGUGCAGACCUUGCAUGACAGCUGGAGCACGGCAGAGUAAACAGUCAGUUUUUGAUCACCUUGCAGAACUUCUUAGAUACACAUCUGCCGCCAGACUCCUCUCUCACCAUUGGAAAUUAAGAAACUGUGCCCUAACAUCAGACCCUGAAACCGAGACGCAGGGAGUCUUGCUGACGGAACGUUUGCUGAGGUUACUCUCCCGUGAUGAUUCUAAACGUCGCGCGGAGGAGCUAUUGGACAGUAUCCUGCAGGAUUCCCAAGACGCAAUGGACUACAUGUCUAGAAUUUUGGUACUGGCUAUUUUGCGGGAUGCACGCAGUACAGAUGUCACAGACUUCAUGCUGAAUUGGUUGCAAAACAAACAUUGUCUUCUUCAAAACAUGUGUCUCACUUUGCCGGUGUCUCAGCUUACAGUGUUAGCCCAGCAAUCUGUUGAAUUCAGGGAGUCGUAUUCUGGCAUUUUGAAAGACUGGGCUUCUUCUCUUCAGUUUGACGUAAAUGAAGGGGAGUGGGUUCAGAAGGACGCCACUGGCGUUUCUUUUACGACGCUAGUUGAUCAUUUUCGUUCGUUACUAGAGGGAUGUCCAUCAUUGAAAGAGCACACAGAGCUAAACCUGAUAACACUGAAGUCAGCUGAUGGGGACUUCGACGCGAGAGGUUUGAGCGUGUGGGGCGAUCUCCUCCGCAAACUAAAAAGAUGAACUUGAUGUUGAUUUUCCUCCAUUGUUUGACCGUAUACUUGUACAUAUAGAUGAGAAGACAAAAUUAAAUAAAACUAUACAUUUUGCACCCGAGUAGAAAUGCACGUUUUUCGAUCAGCAUAAGUUGCAGUAUGGCAAAAUACUGAGAAAUGUGGCAACAGUAUAUAUUUAUGUUAAUACAGCACAAAGUUUUGUUAUUUACGGCACAUGCAUGGGCUACAGUGAUGCAUGGACAACAAUGAUGUGUUGAGAAACUAGUUAAGUGUAUUUGUAAAAUUUGUGUCCAAACGCAGUAUGACCAGGCCCAGCACUGUGGGGUGCUUUGCACCCCCAGACGGUCCCCAGUGCACCCCCAGCUCCUUAUAUCCUGAUGUACAGCAAUUAUGACUUUUUGUG
Molecule: messenger RNA, 1664 nt
Organism: Megalops cyprinoides (Indo-Pacific tarpon)
Lineage: Eukaryota; Metazoa; Chordata; Actinopteri; Elopiformes; Megalopidae
Gene: fancf
Product: FA complementation group F
Exons: 1
Coding region: 234-1268 (344 amino acids)
Biological process (GO): interstrand cross-link repair
Cellular component (GO): Fanconi anaemia nuclear complex
Source: RefSeq, a predicted model, not a curated record